Knipowitschia caucasica is the source of this 828-nucleotide messenger RNA. The record is from the annotation of a GenBank genome assembly. Lineage: Eukaryota; Metazoa; Chordata; Actinopteri; Gobiiformes; Gobiidae.
AUGGCUGGAGGAAUCACGGAGACUGGAGAGCCCUACUCUGCCUUUGUGGGGCUCAUCUACAUGUUCAACCUGAUCGUGGGAACUGGAGCGUUGACGAUGCCCAAAGCCUUUGCGAUGGCCGGCUGGGCGGUCAGCCUCGCUCUCAUCACCUUCUUGGGCUUCAUGAGUUACAUGACGACAACGUUUGUGAUCGAGGCGAUGGCGGCAGCGAACGCUCAGCUCCGAUGGAAGAGGAGAGAAGAAGAAGAGACUGACGAAAGCGAAUCUACCUCCGAUUACUCAGACGACGAAGUUCUAACCAGAGGAAGAUCGGAGCCGGAGACCAAACCCAUCCUGUCCAUCCAGCGCUCCGGAGGUCAUACGGAUCACUUCGACAUCGUGGAGCGGGUGGAGAUGGGGCAGAUGGCUUCCAUGUUCUUCAACAAAGAUGAUGUGGAAGAGGAGGAGGAGGAGGAGCAGAAGGAGGAAGAGGAAGAGGAGGAGGAGGAGGAGGAGGAGAAGAAUGAGAAUGAGAAGGAGGAGGAGGAGAAGGAGGAUGAGGAGGAGAAGAAGGAGGAGAAUGAGGAGGAGGAGAAGGAGGAGGAGAAGAAGGAGGAGAAUGAGGAGGAGGAGAAUGAGGAGGAGAAUGAGGAGGAGGAGAAUGAGGAGGAGAAUGAGGAGGAGAAGGAGGAGGAGAAUGAGGAGGAGGAGGAAGAGGAGGAGGAGAAGGAGAAGAAUGAGAAGGAGAAGGAGAAGAAGAAUCUCAACUGGAUUGUAUUUGAGGCCACACCUACAUAUGAAAGGCAGAUACCUGAAGCUAUGCAGAGCAGGGCCUGGUUAAUGCUGUGA